GUCAACAAAGCCAGAGUAUCGAGAGAUGCAUGUUUGUUUUUAUUUAAUGUUUAAUCUCAUCUUAAAUAGCUGUUAUAAAAAAUAAAUCUAAACUAGUUUUUUUCCGUUAAAAACAUGCCGAAAGUUCGCCGCAGUCGUAAAUCACCUCCUGAGGGAUGGGAAUUGAUUGAACCUACUCUUGAAGAACUUGAACAAAAAAUGCGAGAAGCGGAGACAGAACCUCACGAGGGAAAGAGAAAGCAGGAAUCACUGUGGCCAAUAUUUAAAAUACAUCAUCAGAAGUCUAGAUACAUUUACGACUUAUUUUAUAGACGUAAAGCUAUCAGUAGAGAGCUAUAUCAGUACUGUCUGGAUGAGAAGAUCGCUGAUGCUAACUUGAUUGCUAAGUGGAAGAAAACUGGAUAUGAGAAUCUUUGUUGCUUAAGAUGUAUACAAACAAGGGAUACCAAUUUUGCAACUAACUGCAUAUGCAGAGUCCCAAAAAGCAAGCUUGAAGAAGGAAGAAUUGUAGAAUGUGUUCAUUGUGGUUGUCGAGGAUGCUCUGGGUAAUCAUAGGAUAUAGUACUUUAUGUUUUAAGUGUUUUCAUAAGCUACAUGUAAAAAAAUAUAUUUUUAAAAAUUGGUAUUUGGUAGUUUUCCACAACCUAAUAUUCUUUUGUUCUUGAGAAUAAUGAAUAGAAAUGAAAAUAAUUAUAUUUAGCUUAAAUGUAAUUUAAUCAAAAUAAUAAA
This is a messenger RNA of Papilio xuthus (Asian swallowtail), 729 nucleotides long. RefSeq names its product BUD31-like protein (gene l(1)10Bb). The transcript is spliced from 3 exons. Lineage: Eukaryota; Metazoa; Arthropoda; Insecta; Lepidoptera; Papilionidae. Gene Ontology annotation, cellular component: nucleus; spliceosomal complex. The record is from RefSeq and is a predicted model, not a curated record. Gene Ontology annotation, biological process: mRNA splicing, via spliceosome. Bases 115 to 549 code for a protein of 144 amino acids.